Messenger RNA from Striga hermonthica, 926 nucleotides. NCBI's taxonomy places the organism in Eukaryota, Viridiplantae, Streptophyta, Magnoliopsida, Lamiales, Orobanchaceae. The record is from the annotation of a GenBank genome assembly.
GGACAAAUUUUUAAUUUUUGUAAACUAUGGAGGCCGUUUCAUCAAAUGUGGAACUUCUGUUGAGUAUUUAGGUGGUAGUUUCAAGACAAUUCAUGGUUUAGAUGUGGAUAGGUUUGGGUAUUUUGACUUAAAAGAAGAAGUUGAGAAGUUGGGGGUUGAUAAGUUUGGAAAACUUGUAUACAUAAUACCAAGGAAGGUUGGAGCAGACAACUUUAAAGAUGUUGUUGAUAAUAGUGCAGUUAUGGAGAUGAUUGGUCAUGCUACUAGGGAAAGAACAUUAUUAGAAGUUUAUGUGGUUGGAGAAAUUAUAGAGGAAGGUAACAAUGAAGAAGAAGUUGUUGUGGAAAGUGCAUCUAGGUCAGAUGAACAAUUUGAUAUUGAUUCAUAUAUAGAUAAUUUUUCCAAACCAAAGAAUCCUGAUGAUGUGGGUUUAGGAGCUGAGUCACAAAAAGAUUGUCUUCUAAAUGCAUUGAAAGAUUUGGCCCCACAUGUUGAGCACAGAAAUUUUGCAAGACAUGUGUAUAUGAAAUGGAAGAAGAGUUUCAAAGGAUUCACACUGAAAACCAUUUUCUGGAAGAUUGUGCUCAGCACUCACUUGUGGGACUACAACAUAUAUUUGGAAGAUUUGAAGUUUGAAGACCCAGAUGCUUAUGAUGAUUUCAUGGACAGAGAUCCUACCAAAUUCUGUAAGGCUUACAUUUCUUCAUUGUCUAGAUGUUAUAUGAUUGAGAACAAUGUGAGUGAAACAUUCAAUGAACUGAUUGUGAAGGGUAGAAGCAAGCACAUCAUUGAUAUGCUUGAGUUAGUUAUAAGUGAGUUAAUGAAAAGACAACAUGACAAGUUGUUAGGACUUAGUGGAUAUACAGAUCAAAUUUGUCCUAGAAUAAGAAAUAAGUUAGAGCACAACAAAUACAUGUCUAGGAACU